AUGUCUGUUCCAAGAUUCCAAAAAAUAAACUAUGGGACAUAUGAUAAUUAUAUUCCAGUCAGUGAAUUAAGCAAAAAAUCAUGGAAUCAGCAACACUUUUCCCUGGCAUUUCCCAAACCACCGAGGCCAGGAACCAAAAGGAGAUCAAUACCUUCCCAGCUACGUGAUAAUACAACUCCUGUAAUUGAUGAAUCCCAAUUGCAACAAAGAAGACCGCCACUAUGGAUGCACCGUUCUUUAAUGAGAAUUUCAGAGAGGCCAUCUGUUUAUUUAGCUGCCAGGAGGAGGCCUCCACCCAAACCCUCUAAACCACCCAAAGAAUGUGAGGAGAUGCAUUCAGGUGAGAAAACUGAAUCGGAAUCAGACUUCAGAGAAAAGGCAGAGUCAACGAAGGGCAAGGAUGAAGAAAAAGAAUCUAAAUCUGGCAAAAGGAGUAGAAGGGGUUCAAAAGAGAAGGAUUCCGGUUCAGAAACUGGAAGUGAAAAGGGACGGAAGAAAGGUAAGAAAGGUAAGAAAGGUGGCAAGGGCAAGGAGUCAGGUGAAGAAUCUGGGGAUGAGAAAGGAAGCGGAAAGAAAAGUAAGAAAGGAAAGAAGAAGGGCAAGGGGUCAGGUGAAGAGUCGGAGGAGGAAAAAGAAGGCGAAAAGAAAGACAAGAAAAGUGGAAAGGGCAAAGACAAAGACGCAAAGUCAGAAGAAGCAGAGGGAGAAGAAGCGGCCCCGCCCAUAGCAGAGACGGAAUCUGAAGAGGAAAAGGCCCCCGCAGAAGGCGGAAAGAAAGACAAGAAAGACAAGAAAGGGGGRAAGAAGGGCAAAGACAAGGAGGGAGGAGGAGAUACGGAAACGGAAGACGAAAAGGCAGGAGGCAAGAAAGGCAAGAAAGACAAGAAAGGGGGGAAGAAGGGCAAAGACAAGGACGGAGGAGGAGGAGAUACAGAGACUGAAGACGACAAAGGAAGCGGAAAGAAAAGCAAGAAAGACAAGAAGUCUAGCAAGAAGGGCAAAGACAAGGACGGAGGAGGAGAAACAGAAACCGAAGACGACAAAGCCAGCAGCGGCAAGAAGGACAAAGAGUCCAAGAAAGAGGGAAAGAAGAAGGAUAAAGGUAAGAAGGGAGAAGGUAAGAAAGGUAAAUCCAAGAAGGGCAAGUAG
Urocitellus parryii (Arctic ground squirrel) is the source of this 1149-nucleotide messenger RNA. RefSeq names its product cylicin 2 (gene Cylc2). Gene Ontology annotation, cellular component: nucleus. The record is from RefSeq and is a predicted model, not a curated record. NCBI's taxonomy places the organism in Eukaryota, Metazoa, Chordata, Mammalia, Rodentia, Sciuridae. Gene Ontology annotation, molecular function: structural constituent of cytoskeleton.